AAAGCUGUGAUUCCAGUCCAAAACGGUUCUACGGCGGCAUUUUCUCUCUUUCUCCCGCCACAAUCACCGCUGCUUCUCAUCUCCGAUCAUCCGCGUAACGACGGCAAGUUCUUCAUCUCCGCCGUACUAAGGGAUUCAUCCAUAUUGACCUAGAUGGACCAGUAUGAAAAAAUUGGGAAGAUUGGGGAAGGAACAUAUGGUGUAGUGUACAAGGCCUUCGUUCGUGAAACCAAGGAAAUCGUUGCUCUAAAAAAAAUACGGCUGGAACAAGAAGAUGAGGGAGUGCCUAGCACAGCUAUAAGAGAAAUUUCUCUUUUAAAAGAGAUGCAGCACGGAAAUAUUGUGAGGUUGCUGGAUGUGGUUCACAGUGAGAGGCGAUUAUAUUUAGUCUUUGAAUAUCUUGACUUGGAUUUGAAGAAGCACAUGGAUUCAUGUCCUGAAUUCUCUAAGGAUACCGGUGUUGUAAAAUCGUUUGUGUAUCAAAUGCUCCGUGGUCUUGCUUAUUGUCAUUCUCGUAGAGUUCUCCACAGAGAUCUAAAGCCUCAGAAUUUGCUGAUAGAUCCACGCACCAAUGUGUUAAAGCUUGCAGAUUUUGGAUUGGGUAGAGCAUUUGGUAUUCCUGUUAGAACUUUUACUCAUGAGGUGGUGACAUUAUGGUACAGGGCACCAGAAAUACUGCUUGGAUCAAGGCACUACUCUACUCCGGUUGAUGUGUGGUCGGCUGGUUGCAUAUUUGCCGAGAUGGUUAACCAGCAGCCCCUUUUUCCUGGUGACUCAGAGAUUGAUGAACUUUUCAGCAUUUUCAGAGUGGUGGGUACUCCAAAUGAGAAUACAUGGCCUGGAGUGACUUCUUUGCCUGAUUAUAAAUCUUCAUUUCCAAAAUGGAGUCCUAAGGAUCUGGCAACUUUAGUCCCGAAUCUUGAUACUGCAGGAUUUGAUCUCCUUGGUAAAAUGCUCUGCUUGGACCCCAGCAAGAGAAUCACUGCCAAAAGUGCCCUUGAACAUGAGUAUUUCAAGGAUAUUGGCCGUGUUCGAUGACUCUUUGCAUCUUCAUCAACAACGUGAGCACAACUUGCUUGAUACUGGCAUUGAAGAACGAGAUGAUGAUCCGCAUAGUCAGUUAUACAUGAUUACUAUUCCUGGAGGAAUGCAGGCUACAGUUCAGGUUUACCAAGUUAUGUUUUGAUACUGUAUGAAUUUUUUUUUCUUGGUCUGACAAUAGAGAGUCUGGCCUCUCAAUAUUCAGGACUCUCCAAAAACUUCUGCUAUUUUGAUAGGAAAAUCAUGGAAGGCUAAAAUAGUUGAUCAUAGCAAUUAGCUCGUGCUAUUUUGUUCCCCAUGAAUUUUAAUUAAAUGAUUGUGUCUCGUCUCUUCAUCUCUAUUUUUCCUUUCGUUUAUAAUCCUGCCGAGGCCCGAGGGUCUUAUCAUAACCGCCCCUGGACCCUGAAAAGGUGGGGUUAAGAUCUAAGUACCUCUUACCCUCCCCAGAUCUCACUUGUGCAACUAUACCAGUAUGAUGUUUGUUGUAAAUAUGAAAACUGAAAUUUAUUUAAAUUUCUAUUUUCAUAGGUUUAA
Messenger RNA from Solanum lycopersicum (tomato), 1575 nucleotides. The record is from RefSeq and is a predicted model, not a curated record. NCBI's taxonomy places the organism in Eukaryota, Viridiplantae, Streptophyta, Magnoliopsida, Solanales, Solanaceae.